Messenger RNA from Dioscorea cayenensis subsp. rotundata (Guinea yam), 1277 nucleotides. RefSeq names its product probable 39S ribosomal protein L45, mitochondrial. The record is from RefSeq and is a predicted model, not a curated record. Bases 92 to 1045 code for a protein of 317 amino acids. Gene Ontology annotation, cellular component: mitochondrion. The transcript is spliced from 12 exons. NCBI's taxonomy places the organism in Eukaryota, Viridiplantae, Streptophyta, Magnoliopsida, Dioscoreales, Dioscoreaceae.
AAUAGCCGCAAUAGAAAUCUCCUUUUGGGCUUAAACCCUCCUCCAUUUUGUUUUCUAGGGUUUUUGGAACUAAUUCCCUUCCAGCCUAGCAAUGGCUCUGUUUCGAUCAAAAGUGAUCUGGCAUCUUCAUCGUUCGCUGCAUCAUCUUGAUCUUCCAUCCAUUUCGCGAAGCUUUCAAUCUUGCAUGUGCGCAGCCUAUGAAGUUGUACCGUAUAACAGUUGUUCUGGCUCUGGAUAUUCUUUGAUGAAAUAUUCAGUUCAUGGAUUUGGGUAUAGGGGCAUGGCUACUUGUUCUUACGGGAUCAGCUUGAUUAUUGGGAAGCCUGGUAGGGAUGAAGCAAUGGUGACCUCUCUAAAGGUUAUUGAAUCUGGAAUAAAUUUGAGCGGGACAAGGUCAAUGUCGACAAUGAAGGUGCCUACUGGUGCACGCCAGGUGGCCUUGAAAGUGACCAUGUUGAGCCCAGGAUUUGUUUAUGAACCCUAUGCCCCACGCGAACCAAUCCCAUUUUGGCGAAGAUGGUUCACACCAAGUGGGUGGAGAAGAACCAAAGAAGAUCUCAUUUUGGAGAUGAAGAGUGCCUAUGCAAUUUCCAGGCUAAGAAAAGUGACUGGAUAUUCCAAAAAAAUAUUUUAUGAGCAUGCUGUUAAAUUAUACAAGGAGAUAAACACCUUGAUGGCAGACAGGGAUACAUCAUCAUUGAGGAAAUUGGUUACAGAGAAGAUGUAUUCUACACUGAAAAAUGAAAUAAAGCGAAGGGAAUCCAUGUGGAGUAGUGUUCAUUGGGAAUUGAUUGAGCCCAUAGUCAGCAUUCGGACCUUGCGGGCACGAAUGAUUGCACUGGAUAAAAAUGACCUUGAUAAAUCUUUUGUCCAGCUCACUAUAGAAUUCACCUCGAAACAGAGGUUUGAAGCAUAUGAUUCUAAAGGUGGUGUCAUCUCUGGAGACAAGACAAAAGAGGUACUUGUACGUGAUAUCUGGGUAUUUGAAAGAUCACUCUUUCAUCCUGGAGCAGAGUGGCGUCUUUGCUCACGGAUAACACUAUAGUUUUGUUCAUUGAAUCACUUUGUCCGAACUGCUGAGGCCUUCAUCAGAAACAAUGAAAAAAAUCAGUAAAUCGCUCUUUCACGUACUCGAUUUUCUUUUGGUGCUAUAAUUCAUGAAAAAAAUAACUGUGAAAGAAGGAUUUUUUUUUUUUUGCGUACUGUCAAUUUUGAGAAGACAAAUGCUAUAUAAUUUAGCAGAGUUGAAUAAUAGCCGGCUUUGGCUUAGUUUUUUA